CAGUCUUGACGACCCGCCUCGGGUUCCCGGGCUCUGUGCAGGCAGGAACCUCGCGAGCCCGGCGCUCCGACCGGAAGUCGAGGGGAGGUGCCUAAUGUCGCGGGCUGCCGAAUGCCGGAAGUUGUGCUCUUGGUCAAUGGGGUUUUUCCUUCUUUAUUUCCCCGUGGCUGUACUUCCAAUUUAGAAAGAUUCCGGCGACCUGUUCUUCACUCCCGCUUCGCCCUCAGACUUCCGGGAUGUCUGCGAUUCCUGCUGAGGAGAGCGACCAGCUGCUGAUCCGACCCCUUGGAGCUGGGCAAGAAGUAGGAAGAUCAUGUAUUAUUCUGGAGUUCAAAGGAAGAAAAAUAAUGCUGGACUGUGGGAUCCACCCUGGCCUAGAAGGAAUGGAUGCUCUUCCUUAUAUUGAUUUAAUUGACCCUGCUGAGAUUGAUCUCCUAUUAAUUAGUCAUUUCCAUUUGGAUCACUGUGGAGCUUUGCCCUGGUUUCUGCAGAAGACAAGUUUCAAAGGAAGAACAUUUAUGACUCAUGCCACAAAAGCUAUUUAUAGAUGGCUUCUUUCGGAUUAUGUCAAAGUUAGUAACAUAUCAGCGGACGACAUGCUGUAUACUGAGACAGAUUUGGAGGAAAGUAUGGACAAGAUUGAAACUAUCAACUUUCAUGAAGUUAAGGAAGUUGCAGGAAUCAAGUUUUGGUGUUACCACGCAGGCCAUGUCCUGGGAGCCGCCAUGUUUAUGAUUGAGAUCGCGGGUGUGAAGCUUUUGUACACAGGUGAUUUCUCAAGACAAGAAGAUAGGCACUUAAUGGCAGCGGAAAUUCCUAAUAUUAAACCUGACAUUCUUAUCAUUGAAUCUACUUACGGGACCCACAUCCAUGAGAAACGUGAAGAGCGAGAAGCGAGAUUCUGUAACACUGUCCACGAUAUUGUAAAUAGAGGGGGCAGAGGUCUUAUUCCUGUCUUUGCUCUUGGAAGGGCUCAGGAGCUGCUCUUGAUUCUGGGUAUGCUAUUUCCUUUUUAUUGUUUUAUCAAGAUGAUAACAUGGCCUUGGCAUAUCAUGUCUGAACCUGAAGAAAUCACUACCAUGUCUGGACAGAAGUUACCACUGAAAAUGUCUGUUGAUUACAUUUCUUUCUCUGCUCACACGGAUUACCAGCAAACCAGUGAAUUUAUCCGUGCUUUGAAACCUCCUCAUGUGAUUUUAGUCCAUGGAGAACAGAACGAAAUGGCCAGAUUAAAAGCAGCACUGAUUCGAGAAUAUGAAGAUAAUGAUGAAGUUCACAUAGAGGUUCAUAAUCCUCGGAAUACAGAAGCAGUGACCUUAAACUUCAGAGGAGAAAAACUAGCCAAGGUAAAAGAUUAUACUGACUUGGCCAUGAGCACUGUGAAACAGACCCAAGCCAUCCCAUAUACUGGUCCCUUUAAUUUGCUCUAUUACCAGCUACAGAAAUUGACAGGUGAUGUAGAAGAAUUAGAAAUUCAAGAAAAACCUGCUCUGAAAGUGUUCAAAAAUAUUACUGUAAUACAAGAACCAGGCAUGGUGGUAUUAGAAGAUUCCAUAGUUAAUCACUUUGGUGCAGUACAAAAGGUUUCUAAAAAAUUAGAAAUGCACGUUUAUAGCAAGAGAUUGGAGAUCAUGCUCCAGGACAUAUUUGGAGAAGACUGUGUAAGUGUAAAAGAUGGCUCUGUUCUUAGUGUCACAGUGGAUGGAAAAACUGCUAACCUUAACUUGGAGACACGGACCGUAGAAUGUGAAGAAGGAAGUGAAGAUGAUGAAUCUCUCCGAGAAAUGGUGGAACUGGCUGCACAGAGACUAUAUGAGGCCCUUACGCCAGUUCAUUGAUAACUUUUUGUCUGUAUAUGUUAAAACUUUUUAAAAAUACUUGACUCUACUUCUGUUACUUAAAAUAUGUUAGUUUCUCUGGGG
Propithecus coquereli (Coquerel's sifaka) is the source of this 1922-nucleotide messenger RNA. RefSeq names its product cleavage and polyadenylation specific factor 3, 73kDa (gene CPSF3). Bases 237 to 1838 code for a protein of 533 amino acids. Gene Ontology annotation, cellular component: mRNA cleavage and polyadenylation specificity factor complex. The transcript is spliced from 15 exons. NCBI's taxonomy places the organism in Eukaryota, Metazoa, Chordata, Mammalia, Primates, Indriidae. Gene Ontology annotation, biological process: mRNA 3'-end processing by stem-loop binding and cleavage. The record is from RefSeq and is a predicted model, not a curated record. Gene Ontology annotation, molecular function: 5'-3' exonuclease activity; RNA binding; RNA endonuclease activity.